Molecule: messenger RNA, 1353 nt
Organism: Vigna umbellata (rice bean)
Lineage: Eukaryota; Viridiplantae; Streptophyta; Magnoliopsida; Fabales; Fabaceae
Product: chloroplast protein FOR GROWTH AND FERTILITY 2-like
Source: RefSeq, a predicted model, not a curated record
AAACGAAAGCAAAGCUGUCGUUAACCUUGAACUUUAUCCAAUCAGACCUUCUCUCGCGCUUUUCUUCUCUUCUCUUCUCUUCAUUUCCGAUAGAAGCCAUGCCCAUGGAUAGGCUUCUAUCCUCUUCUCUUCUUCACGCCAAUCUCAAGCCCUUCACACGAUUUCACUCCCCAAGCUUCAAUCUUUUCUCCUCGCCGCCUUCUUCCUUCACUUCAAUUUCUUGCCACCAUGAAAACCCAUCAUCUCCCUUGUCGGUUUCUGUUCCCAAAACCCUACCACCCCUUAUCUCCUCUCAACUCAUUCGUCCUCAAACCUCCACACCCCAAUUCCAACCCCUCAAUCAGAUCACCACUGGGAACAAUUUCCAGAAACCAAAGGCAAUAAUAACAGCUCGGACAUUGGCAGUACUGUCUGCUCUUGUUUUGCUCUUGAUCCAGCCAGCUUUUGCUCCGGCAGCUUUUGCAACAUUUCAAAAUGCUGCCAAGACUGGUGGCCCUGCCGCUGCUGCAGUUGGUGGAAAACUUAUCCGCACUGAGCUUCUAAGCAGUGCUUGGACUGGUUUCUUUGCUGGUUGCUUGCACACACUAUCAGGGCCUGAUCACCUUGCAGCUUUGGCUCCAUUGUCAAUAGGCCGAUCCCGAAUGGAGAGUGCUGCUGUUGGAGCCCUUUGGGGCUGUGGCCAUGAUGCUGGUCAAGUUAUCUUUGGCUUGAUUUUUUUGCUCCUAAAGGAUCGACUUCACAUUGAAAUUAUCCGAACGUGGGGCACAAGAGUGGUUGGCCUUACCCUGCUAGUAAUUGGUGCUAUGGGGAUUAAGGAAGCUUCAGAAGUGCCUACUCCAUGUGUUGCCUUGGAAAAUGGUGAAUGUGAUGUCAACGUCUAUGAAUCGCGUGAUAGUAAUCCUGUAGUAGGAAAGAAGAAGAUUGGUUUUGCUACUUUUGCCACGGGAAUAGUUCAUGGACUGCAACCAGACGCACUGAUGAUGGUGUUGCCUGCCCUUGCUCUGCCUUCACGGGUGGCUGGUGCUGCAUUUCUCAUUAUGUUCUUAUUUGGAACUGUUGUUGCAAUGGGGAGCUAUACGGUAUUUAUUGGUUCGUGUAGCGAGGCACUAAAAGAUAGAGUACCUAGAAUAACCGAGAAACUUACUUGGGCUUCUUCUCUUGUUGCAAUAGCCCUUGGAUUUGCCAUCAUCAUUAGCCAGUUUUUUGGGUUUAGCCUUUAUUAGUACACUUUAAUGAGCCAGGAAUCUUUUUUAUGAAUAUCGUUUUGCUAAGAAAAAGUAGGGACGUUAGAGAGAAAUUUGCUUGUUUGGAGUAAGGUAUUAUUUAUGCAAAAUGUGAUUUUGAUUUUGUCUA